This is a messenger RNA of Solea senegalensis (Senegalese sole), 3336 nucleotides long. RefSeq names its product abl-interactor 1a (gene abi1a). Lineage: Eukaryota; Metazoa; Chordata; Actinopteri; Pleuronectiformes; Soleidae. The record is from RefSeq and is a predicted model, not a curated record. Gene Ontology annotation, molecular function: SH3 domain binding. Gene Ontology annotation, cellular component: lamellipodium; intracellular anatomical structure.
GAGGGCAGGCAGAGGGAGAGGCAGCCUCUGCGGAGGGAUGUAAGAUGGCAGAGCUACAAAUGUUGUUAGAGGAAGAGAUUCCGGCCGGUAAACGGGCGCUCGUGGAGAGUUACCAAAACCUGACCAGAGUAGCAGACUACUGCGAGAACAAUUAUGUCCAGGCCCAGGACAAGAGGAAAGCUCUGGAGGAGACCAAAGCCUACACCACCCAAUCCCUGGCCAGCGUAGCCUACCAGAUCAAUGCCUUAGCCAACAAUGUACUGCAGCUGCUGGACAUCCAGGCUUCGCAGCUGCGGCGCAUGGAGUCCUCCAUCAACCACAUUUCUCAGACUGUGGACAUCCACAAAGAGAAGGUUGCCAGGCGAGAGAUCGGGAUCCUGACCACCAACAAGAACACAGCAAGGACCCAUAAAAUCAUAGCACCGGCAAAUAUGGAGCGGCCUGUCAGGUACAUCAGGAAGCCUAUUGACUACAAUGUACUGGACGAUGUUGGCCAUGGUGUGAAGUGGUUAAAAGCCAAGCAACAUGGAAACAAUCAGGCCAUUAGAGGUGGAACGCUAUCGAGGACCAAUCCACCAACGCAGAAGCCACCGAGUCCUCCCAUGUCGGGGCGUGGCACCCUCGGACGCAACACACCCUAUAAGACUCUGGAGCCGGUGAAGCCGCCCACAGUUCCCAACGACUAUAUGACCAGCCCUGCACGAAUGGGCAGCCAGCACAGCCCCGGCCGCACGGCGUCGCUCAACCAGAGGCAACGCACACACAGUGGAAGCAGUGGGGGAAGCGGCAGCAGGGAGAGCAGCGGCAGCAGUGGAAUUGGCAUUCCAAUCGCAGUGCCUACACCCUCCAUUCCACCACCAGGACCAGCUGUGGCCCCUGGGCCUGGACUGGGUCCCGCUCCAAUGUCCCAGUUUGGAACCAUCUCGCGGCAGAUUUCGCGGCACAGCUCCUCCAACUCCUCUGUCUCUAUGGUUUCGGCCACUGGCACCUACCGCCGGGCACCGUCGGUCACUUCCCAGUUCUCCUUGCAGCAGCAGCAACAGCAACUACAGCAGCAGCAGCAGCACCAGCAACAACAACAACAACAACAACAACAGCAGCAGCAACAGCAACAGCAACAGCAGCCUCACAUUAACGGAGGCACUCCUGGUUACGGCCAGAACUCAAUGUCUAUCGCUCCUCCUCCUCCCCCCAUGCCCCAGCUGACUCCACAGAUUCCUCUGACUGGCUUUGUGGCCAGGAUGCAGGAGAGCAUUGCUGAUACUCCCACUCCUCCUCCUCCCCCGCCUCCAGACGACAUGCCGAUGUUUGACGACUCUCCUCCGCCGCCACCUCCUCCUCCCGUGGAUUACGAGGAGGAGGACGCUGCCGUUGUUCAAUACAACGACCCCUACGCUGACGGAGACCCAAACUGGGCUCCUAAGAGCUACAUUGAGAAAGUGGUGGCCAUCUACGACUACUGCCAGGACAAGGAUGACGAGUUGAGUUUCAUGGAGGGGGCAAUCAUCUACGUCAUCAAAAAGAAUGACGACGGCUGGUUUGAGGGCGUCAGCAACGGUGUCACCGGCCUGUUCCCCGGCAACUAUGUGGAGAGCAUCAUGCACUACGCUGACUGAAGAGGACGUCGCCGCCACCACCGCCGCUAACAGUACAGUCUAUUUAUUCAGUCGUAUCGUAGUCCACCGAGAGACACGCAGCAACAGUCGUGCCUCGUCCUCUCGAGACGCUUAGACACAAAUGUAUGAUCCUUUUUUUUUUGAUAUGACAGAAUGUUCUUUCUCUAAGUGAUUGCAAAUAAAAUUAAAAUUAAUAUCUAUUUAGUUUAUUUUGGUGUUAUAUGGGCAGGGCAUUUAUGGAAUAUGUAAAAACAAAGAAACAACAAAAGAGCUGGACUGCACUCACUCACAGCUGGAGGAUGGACAGUUUGUACAUCCUGCCUGGACAAAGAUUUGUUAGCGAAGAAAAUAAAACCUAUAAUGUGAGCUGCAGCCACUACAAUGUAAAUUCAGUGAAUGUUAAUACGACGUCAGUUCUCCUCAACGCCACAAGGUCAAUUUGUGCGGAAAAACAAACACGUGGCCUGUCCAUCAUUUCCAAAUUUAAAUACUGUUAAUGAUAAAAUACUGUAAAAAUGUCUCGGCAACAAUUACUCCUGAAGGCUUGGCGUUAAAGCAUGCAAAAAAAUUUUUUAAAGAGAUAUAAUGUAACUAAGUUUAUUGCCGUUAUGCUUCCAUUAUUUUGUAAGUGUAUUCACAACAUUUUUUUUUUUUGUUUAAUUUGUAUUCCACUGUUGUUGUCAUGGAACUUUUUGAUACAGUUCAGGAUUUCCAGAGGUGUCAUUAAACUUUAAAGCAACAUGAUGCAACCUUUGUGGGUUAUGUCACUGUAGCGAACACAGAAAAUGCUCAUUUAUGUUACCCCCUUCACAUCGGCAUGGUUAAGAAUUACAUCCACUAGAGGGCAUAGAGUUAACUUAAUUCCUGUCAUCCUUUGAAAAGUUCUGCAGUUUAUUAAAAAUGAAUAGUUCUUUCAGCUAUUGGCUAGACUGCCCUCUACAGUUUCUGGUGGUACUGCUCUGUUCAUAAUUCCAUAAGACAUGGAAACAGAGUAUGAAGACCAGGCACCGCCAUUUUGUAUGUGUAUCUAACAUUAAGAAUUAAUUAAUCUUAAGUCUCUGCGUUUAAGGUAUUAAAAAGUUGCAUGGUGUUGCUUUAAAGUCGUAGAAGUGAAAUUGAAUUUUCUCUGGUUUGCGAUUUUUUAUUUUAUUUUUUUAAAUCAAGAACACACAUUUCUCCCCUUUCCUUCUACAUCUUAUUUUGAAAAUUCUGUCACAUCACUGUCAUUGAUGCUAAUCAGAAAAACGUCAGUUGGAUCAUGUUGGUACCUGGUGGUGCAGUGACAAUAGCUGGAUUUUACCGUACAAAACACUGCCAUGCGACAAUUCAGAUGUUAACACAGUCGACCAGUACACAACUCUAAUACCUCCUGAAUCUCCGCAAAGCAAACGACAACCUGGUCCGAGCUCAAGGACUGCGUUGAACGAUUUGAAACAUUAAAUCCUCUGGGCUGCACAUAUUUAACUCCAAUCAUUAGCUUUCACUCAGGUCUCCAUACAUUGUCAUCUAACGUCUUUCUUGCAGUGGUUGCAUUUCAGGAUAACACCUUCAUAUUUUUUCGUCUUUUGUUUAGUAUUUCCAAUUAAAUAAUUAAGCAUAAAAACAAUUAGGUAGAAAUGAUUGAAAUCUAUCUCUCUGCCUGCCCUUCAUUUGUACAUAUAAAGUGUUGAUUGAGAAAUUAAUGUACAGUCUUUUAUAAUAAACAAUUCUAUGUACAACA